Cutaneotrichosporon cavernicola is the source of this 1701-nucleotide messenger RNA. RefSeq lists its product as uncharacterized. Gene Ontology annotation, biological process: lipid metabolic process. The record is from RefSeq and is a predicted model, not a curated record. The transcript has 3 exons. The coding region runs from base 1 to 1701 and encodes 566 amino acids. Lineage: Eukaryota; Fungi; Basidiomycota; Tremellomycetes; Trichosporonales; Trichosporonaceae. Gene Ontology annotation, molecular function: triacylglycerol lipase activity.
AUGCCAGCUACCCUCUCCCCCUUCCGCUACAUACAGGCAGCUCGCUACCUGAUGCAGUGGUGGUUGGAAACAGCGCCCGGACUCGCUGCCCGCCGCAAGGCCGCACAAGAACGAGCAACAAGGCUCAUCUAUGCCCCCAAGCUCCGUGGGCGUGCCUGGGCCGCCGCCGCCGCAACAGCCCAGGUAUCCGAGGACGACGAGACGCCACGAGCUCGCCGAGCAGCGAUGGGCCUCGGACUCGACGUCGUCGACUUGCCUGAAACGCCCCACGACCUCGGGGCUCUUUUGCCACGCCCUGACGCCCACCCCGACCUCCACUUCCCAAGCGAGAACACCGAGAUCUACCGCCUCAUGAACGACGACCGCGCAUACAUGGAAGGCGCGAUGAAGGCGCCCCGCGAGAUCAUCGUGUUGUGUCACGGCCUGUAUGGAUUCUCCACAGCUACUCCCAUCCCCCUGUUCCCGUCACUCAAGCUCCACUACUGGGCCUCCGUUCUCGAGGUCCUCCGUGACCGCAUGGGUGCCAAAGUAGUCGUCGUCGGUGUCAAAGGAACCGGCUCAAUCCAAGAACGUGCGGAACAGAUGCACAAGUUCCUCAAGAACUAUCUUCCAAGAGGUGUUGGCGUCAACUUUGUCGCGCACAGCAUGGGGGGCCUCGACUGCCGACAUCUGAUUUCCUCAAUUCAGCCAACCGAGUACAAACCACUGAGCUUAACCACGAUUGCAACACCACACCACGGGUCACCAUUUAUGGACUGGUGUGCGGCCAACAUUGGCGUCGGAUCACAGGAGCUCAAGGACCACAUCGCUGCCAACUUGCCGUUCACGAUGAAGGCGCCAUUGCUCUCGAGCCCAGGCAAGGCCUCGCCCAAGGACACAUUCGGCAUCUUCACCUCGGCUCUGACCAACUACCUCCUGAACAUCUUUGAUUCGCCAGCCUAUUACAACCUCCGGACCGACUACCUCCGAGACAACUUCAAUCCCGCUACACCCGAUGACCCAAACGUCAAGUACUACUCUGUCGCUGGGCGCAUUGCCAAGCUCUCAGUUUUGCAUCCAUUGUGGUUCCCGAAGCUUGUGCUCGACAGCGCGGCCGAGAAGGGGUAUCCCGAGGGUGAAACUCCUCUGGGACAGGGGUAUGAGGGUAACGACGGACUCGUAUCUGUGGGGUCGUCCAAGUGGGGCGAAUUCCUUGGCGUCGUCGACGGCUGCCACCACUGGGACUUGCGUGGUGAGGGCGGGUUGUGGCCAGCCUCCAACCAGCUCAAGCUGUCGUCUGCGAGCAACACAGUACUAGGCCUCGAUACCGACAUUGACGAGCGCACGCUCUACCAAUCGUCGGACGACAAGGGUCCAGGGGCCAAGCCCGACGAGCAGCUCAACCGCGCUCAGCACGACCGCGACCUGGCGACCGCGCGCAUCAUGUCACCAGCCAAGACACCAGACCAGGCCAAGCCGGCAAGCAACGGCAACGGGUGGGACGUGGCAAUGGUGGGCCAGCUUGUUGACUGGGUGGGCGACCUGUUCCCUGGCGACAAGAAGGACGAGGAGCGACCCUCGCAGCUUGCGGAUGCGCAGAAGGAGAUGGACGCGCGCAAACAGACAUCGCAGGAGCGUGCCACGAAGAUUGUGCGCGACAAGUUUGAUCUCUCGCGCUUCUAUGGUGGGCUGAUGUUGCGGUUACGCGAGGACGGGUUGUAA